This is a messenger RNA of Pyricularia pennisetigena, 1083 nucleotides long. RefSeq lists its product as uncharacterized. The transcript has a single exon. NCBI's taxonomy places the organism in Eukaryota, Fungi, Ascomycota, Sordariomycetes, Magnaporthales, Pyriculariaceae. The record is from RefSeq and is a predicted model, not a curated record. Gene Ontology annotation, biological process: negative regulation of transcription by RNA polymerase II; mitochondria-nucleus signaling pathway; regulation of nitrogen utilization. Bases 1 to 1083 code for a protein of 360 amino acids. Gene Ontology annotation, cellular component: cytoplasm.
AUGGUCACUUUCAUAAUCCAGACCAAGGAGGACGAUUUGUCCGCAUCGCCCCUUGCCACGCCCGCGCCACUAGAAGCAGCAAACUUUGAGGAGCCGGUCAUGGUUCGCCCUACUACACCCGCGCUUGGCCGCACCGGUUCCACAAGCGACUCAGAUGCAUGCAGAGUAUCGCCCGCUCAAUCCGUAGGAUCAUCCGCGCAUACUUCAACAUCAGAUACCCCAUCAUCGCCAUCGAGCCAUCCUGUAAUCCGGGGUUUCUCAACAUCGCACAUCCCCAUACCCCAGGAUGUCACCAGCCAGCCGAGGCCGGCACCAAUCGACGCCAUUUCUGAGCCAUCCUCACCCCUCCAAAAGAAGCAAGCCUCCUUUAGCAAACAGGACGUGGCCAGGACAUUCGCCCCUAUCAUGAUGGACCACAACUACUCAGACGUUGACGAGAGUGCGAUCGACGACGACGACGACUCGGAAUGGGAAGACUCCAACGAGGAGAGCGACAAGUCGAGCGAGACAUUGUUCAAGCGGGUGGACUCCAAAGUCAACCUGACUUCGAAGAGGUCACUAAUUACUCUGAUGCUGGAGCGCAACGAUCGCCAGACGAAGCUGGGCAACGGGGCCUCUCAAUCGGCAUCUGCCAUCCACCAAGGCAGGAUGCCUCGCCUGGGGCCCUCCUUUGUGGCCUCCCCAAAUGACUCGGACGAGAGCUCUCUCAUGAUGAAGCGUGCAUCGCGCGCCGCGCAGCUCAAGCCCAUCAACGAGAUCCCUCGCUCCGCUGCGCAACCAAUUGCCACCCCGGUUCAUGUCAACCACCAACAGGCCGCCCUCUCACCGCGGACUACUAGGCGCAACAUGCUGUCGACCGAGCUCACCGAGUCUCUCCGUCGUGACAUCGUCUGGGAGCGUUCUCAAAAGUCAUUAACGGCCAAUGCCGUCCUCAAGCGGAGACACACUUCGCAUAAUGUCGCCAACCUCAAGCAGGACCCUGAGCGGGCUGUCAUCAAGAAGGAGAACGACAUCAACGCCAGCAGCUGGGACCAGUACUUCGCCCGCGAGGCCUUUGGCGGUUAUCACGUCAAGGGCUGGUAA